Molecule: messenger RNA, 814 nt
Organism: Vigna umbellata (rice bean)
Lineage: Eukaryota; Viridiplantae; Streptophyta; Magnoliopsida; Fabales; Fabaceae
Source: RefSeq, a predicted model, not a curated record
CCAAAACAACUUUCUCAACGUCAUCAUUUUUCUCCAACCCUUUUAUAUACCCUAGGAAUUGAUCAUGCCUUCCACUCGUCACAUUCAUCACAUUUGAGACACCCCAGAAGGCCAAACCAAAACCCAAAAACCCUUUUCUUUCUCUGAAACUCAUCAGCACACAUACAAAAUGGAGGGUCUGAUUCCUUUCGUUUACAAGGCCAUAAUGCAAUACAAGGGUACUGGCAAAGAGGGUCCUUUAGGAUCAUGGAUUUGUGAGUCCCCUUCUUACUCAUACAUGAGACUUCCUGGUGAUUCGGGAAGGUUUCAAAUUCAAGCACCACCUUCAUUCUCUGCACCUUCACCCUCUUCCAACAACCCUACUUCUUCUGCCACCCAAAUCAUCGUUUCCUCUGGGGUUCAGUCCCCACAUCAGUGUUUGACUCAUCGUCGAAUUGCAGCAUGAAGAUGCAUGAAGAAGAACAUGACUACGGAGCUAAUUGGUUGGUGCCUGAAGAAGAAAAGCUGAAGGUGCAGACCAACUGGUUCUGGUGGAAGGAAAGUGAUGGUGGUCUCUUUGAUUAUUCAAGAGUUCAAGUUUGUGGUUUCAAGUGUUGGAAAUGUUGUUUUAUUUCGAUUUUGGAUGAGCGUGUGGAAACAACCAAAGGGUCUCUUCAUACGCUUAGGUAGUGGUUGAUGGUGGUAUUAUUGUGUAAUUAAGUUGUAGAUAUGUUUCUGAUGCUUAAGAAUUGUUCUUGUUCUAGCCAAAUGGCCACUUCAACUGAGUUUCUGGACAAAAUAAUAGCCAAAAUGAAAUGUUUUUUCUUUUUGUUUA